Messenger RNA from Danaus chrysippus (African queen), 366 nucleotides. The record is from the annotation of a GenBank genome assembly. Lineage: Eukaryota; Metazoa; Arthropoda; Insecta; Lepidoptera; Nymphalidae.
AUGCAACUGCGGUACGCUGUGACGUCAGGAGGCUCGCUCCUCUCCACCAAUGAGGAGUCGAGGUCCGGGAGGCUCGCCACGGCCGGCCCGGGCACGUUAUCUCUCAAGGACCAGGAUAAUAAUAUGAAAGAUAACACCAAGAUGUUAGAAACAUGGUCUAGGCAGGGUUCGGAGAUGAGGACGUGCGCUCUCAUAGAUCAGGUAGAGAUUACAGGAGACGUUAUCGCGACUGCUGAUAGAGGGCGUCUCGGAGAGCGGAGAGAAAACAUUCCGCCGUGGAAACUUACCUCAGCAAUCACGCUGUUAAUAUACAAUCAAACCCGUAUCGACAUUGAAGUCCUCGCAAUGCCGUACAUAGUUACGUAA